Mollisia scopiformis is the source of this 366-nucleotide messenger RNA. RefSeq lists its product as uncharacterized. The record is from RefSeq and is a predicted model, not a curated record. The annotation marks the transcript as partial. Lineage: Eukaryota; Fungi; Ascomycota; Leotiomycetes; Helotiales; Mollisiaceae. The transcript has a single exon.
UGCUAUUGCGGUAACUCUGAUCAAGAAGCCAUUGCCAUGGGAUGCAAGUACGACCAUAUUGCGGUGGACUGGCUCCCAAAUAAUUGCAUUGACGCCGCGCUCACGGCCGAGUUUGUCACGGCCGGACCAGGACCAGGUGGAGCAUGGGAUUACUUCUCUGAUUACGCAGGGUUGCAAAGAAUGAACGAGUCUGAAGUUGAAAUAUAUGCAAGGAAUGGAAAGGAUUACUUUGUCACUCGGCAAUGGCAUAUUGCUCACUGCUCGUUUGUUUGGAGAAAGCAAUGGAGAUCUAAAUUUACCUCCACCUUGAUAGAACCAUGGAAUGACAAAGAGGAACACAUCGAGCAUUGCAAUGAAUACUUCAUG